Aricia agestis (brown argus) is the source of this 5789-nucleotide messenger RNA. RefSeq lists its product as uncharacterized. The transcript is spliced from 10 exons. The record is from RefSeq and is a predicted model, not a curated record. Lineage: Eukaryota; Metazoa; Arthropoda; Insecta; Lepidoptera; Lycaenidae. The coding region runs from base 103 to 5649 and encodes 1848 amino acids.
ACGGUAAACGCUGCUCCUGCUAUGAUAGCGUUGUAAUUAUUUGUGUGUUAAAAAACUUGAUUUUGGUAUACAAAUUAUGCUAAAAGUGUGUGUGCUUCGUUGAUGGUAAUGAAGAAUAGCUCAAAAUACAUAAACAUAAUGCAGAAUACAGAGCCAAACAUCGCAGUCCAAGAUGAGGGUGCGGUUGAGAACGUCGAGCAGGCAAAGCACGCUCAAGAGGCCCUAGCACCAAAAUACGAUUUGGAGAAAGAGCUGGCCGGCAGAACUCUGGCGGACUGUGUCCAUGAAACAUUUAACUUCGGGGAAUCGAGCUUGACGGACGUGGAUAAGUUCAAGAGGCGACUGAUACGUUCCAUUGCCCGGUACACGUUCGUGGACAAGAUGCCGCAGAACGAGAUGUGGGAGAAACUGCGCAAGGACACUGACUGCGACUGCUUUUUGCUCAUGAAACGUAUGCGAGCGUUGACGUUGAAGAAGCUCAAACGGCUUCUAGCUGCGGAGGAUGAGCUGGAAAACGUGACGAAGGUGGCGCGACUCACCACGACAGACUGGCUGCUGUUCGACUUGGUGCUCGUCCACGAAAACGUCGAUCUCAUCGGAAAGGAUUCCAAGUCGGAAAAAACCGUGGAACCCAAAGUUUUGACUGAGCUGUUGGAAUUGGUUAGUAAAUAUAAAAUUGAAAAAUAUCAAGAGUACAAGUUAAGUCUCACCACAGCAUGGUUGCUGCUGACCAUCGAAUACAACAGUCGAGGGCGGCAGUGCUCGCCGAUGCUGCUGCAGCGGCGCUGGUACCAGAUGAAGCAGGUGACGCGGCUCAAGUUCUACACGUUCUGGUACUCGUACCGCGGGAACACCACCCGCCUGCAGCAGGCCUGGGACAAGCGCCCCACGGAGCUGGAGACCAAAAUUGCCAAACGUUUUCCUCAUCUCAUAAUCCAGCCAUUUCGUGAGUGGGAAGAGCUGGUCGCCAACGAGGCGGUUAUUCUGAGGGAAGACUUUGAGAAGUUGACUGUGGUGGAGCCUGCUAAUAACAAAAACGUCGACGAUGUUGAAAUAAUUGAAACGCCGGUAGAAACUAUACAAGUCGACGAGGAUUCUGAUGUUGAUGACAUCGAAACAACGCAAGAACAAGGUGUUAAGCUAGACACAGAUGCAACGAAGCAAUCAAACGGCGGGGAACUAGGUGUACGCAUUGUUAAUGUAAAAACUGAACCUACUGAUAAUAAUCCAAACAAUAUAUCACCGAAACAUGAACAAAGUUUAGACGAAAUGAAUCGUAUUUCACAUAGUUCAGACAUUAAUUAUAAUGAGGAUAAUGAACUUUUGCCUAAAAUAAUGAACGUUACCGGUGGAGUCGAAUUGAUAGAAUCAGACGAUGAGGCUGAUGUAUUAGUACCGCAUCAUGAUUUAUCUAAAGAUAGCAGUGAAAUGAAGGAUAAUAAUAAAAAUACAGAAAUUAAUACACCUAAUUGUAAAGUCAACAGCGAAGAUGGAUCCAAUAUAUUAUGUUCUAUGUCAGAUAGUAAUAAAAUAACUGAUUUUGCUGAUGACAGACAAGAUUUUGAAGUGCAAUUUGAUGAUUUAAUAAUUAUAGACGACGGAAUUGCGAUAGAGGACGACGGCAUAGAAGACGAAUGUGAAGAUAUGAUACAAGUGAAACCUGAAACUGAUCAACCCAAAGAAAAUACAUACGAAGAAGAAGACACACCGAAAUUCGAUUUUAAACUUUUACUUACACCGGUAGUUUACACUAAAAAACUUGACGAUAUGGACGUAUUUAAAUUCAUUGAUUUCUCAAAGGUUAGUGAUAAAAGAAUAAUUGAAUGUUCUUAUAAAGAAAGUAAGCCAGUAGAUAUCCGAGAAAAACAUAAAAUUAGUAAAGGUUUAAUGAGUAAAAGUGUGGAGCAAGAAGUAAUUCAAGAUAAUAUUGCUCAAGCCAAAUCGGAAAGAAACGUCAGUAUUAUAUCAGAAUUGGAACAUAGUACUGAUUCUUCUAAUCUGAUAAGUGAUCAUCAAAAAAUUAAAUACUCGAGUUGGCUUCUUCAAAAGCCUAAAAAUCGUACUUACAACCCAAUACAACUGUGUAAGAAUCCAGACUUUAAUACUAGAUUAAAAAGACUUAAUGCAGGUUUUCUGAUGAGCGAAAGGAAUAGAUUGAUGUUAAAAGAAUGUAAACCUUUAACCGUUGACCUACAUAAAGCAUUUGAAAUUAAGAUGAGUGAUGGAACACUGUAUCUACAAAAUAGUAAGUUUACACAUAAUUGUAACAAAACUCUUGAUUCGCAUUCUUUUGUCGAAUCUAAAACUAUAAAAACACUUGAGAAAAAUGUAGACUUUUUACAAGAAAUACCCAAAAACGAACACAUCACAACAAAUGUUGAUUUGAAGUCAGCUGAAAGUAAUCACGAAAGUAAUUUAAAAUAUGAAUACACAAUAAAAAAUAAAUCAGAAGUAUUACUAGAAACAUCUCCAGAAAUAGCAAAUCAAAUACAUCCUUUGCAAAUGAUUGAAAAUGAAAGCAAAGAAACAAAGUUGAAUAAAAAUAUUCAUCUCAAAAAAGAUGCUUAUGGAUCAUCUGCAACAGAAACAAACCAAAACCAACAAAAUUCAUUGAAACACAACAUUUCGGGCACAAAAUGUUACAAGGAAAAUGUUGACGAAAAAAUUGAAGCUAAAGGAUAUCAAUAUUCAAUAAAAAGAGAACACAUGCAAGACGGCAUAAACUCUUCUACAGAAAAAGUUGUUAAUGAAAAAAUUGAGGCUCAAGAAAAUAAUAUAAGCUUAGAAACAGAACAAAUAGAAACUUGCAAAGACAUUUGUGACGUAGACGAUGUACAUAAAAUUGAAGAGGAUAUAAUUGAACCCCAAGAAUCAGAACCAACAAAUUACAGGAAGGGAAAAAAACAGUUAAGCAGACUACAAAUACAAAGGUCACUUAGCAAGUUAUUCAUGAAAGUAAAUUAUCGCAGUUCAACAGCUUUACCUAGCCGAAUACCUCUGAAGUGGGAUGCUAACUCAAAGCCUACUCAGAAUAAUAUUAAAAUUAGUGACGCGUACGGCGACGCUCUGUUAGCGUCUUCGACUCUAGAGAAAAUGAUUAAUGUAUUGGCAUAUCAACCAGUUGACAACAAACUAAAAAAACACAAACGUAAGAAGGUUUUAGAGCAUUUGACUGGACAGAAAAUACCUUGGAAAAAGAAAAAUUUAAACAAUGUGAAGGGUAAAAAUAUUGACAAUAUAUCAAGUGAUGAACUUAAGAGUGCUGAAGAUAUUGAUAAAAAUGAUAAUAUUGGAACAGAAGCAAAUGGUAAGGUUAAAAAUAUAAAUAAUGUUACCAAGGUUAAAAAGGACAAGUCCAAAGACAAAAAUGGAGUUGCGACUAAACAAACGAAAAGUCGAUAUUGUUGUUGGGCUCUAGAAAAAUUAUUAACUAACAAACAACCGGAAACUCCACAUUAUUGCCCCCAUCCAGUAUGUAUCUGUUGUUGUAGAGAUCGCCUUUUAGAAAAAACAUUGCAAGAUAAAAAAGCCAUUGGACCAAUAACAAAAAAACGUAAAGUACCAAAUACAGAAAAUAACCUUCCUGCUAAUAAAAGUAAAUCCAAAACGGACAUCGAAAUUAAAGACCAAGUAACAGCUGAACCUAUGUCAAUUAUUCUUUCUGAUGAUGAUGAAGUUGAUGCCAAAGACGACAGCAAUAUUGAUGAAGCUAAUAAAGUUAAUGAUUGCAUAAAUGUUGAUACUGCCCUUUCUAAUUUGCAAGAAUUGGGUCAUUUGAAUGAAAGUAAUGAUGGAGAAUGUUUGUCAGUUCAAAGCACUGUUCCGUCAAUCCAGAUUAAAUUUACUAGCCCUAACCAGUCAACAUCAUCUACACAAACAAGUAAUUCCAGCUUUUCCCAAACCUGUAAAACUCGUGUUUUCGCACGAAAUUCAUCUAAUAAUAAUUUUAACACAUCCAAAACCAUAGAAAUACCACCUCUUAGAGUAACUUUUGCUUCAAACAAUCAAACUCCUAAACCAACUGGCCAAAUGUCCCCUUUCAGUAUUCAGCUAGAAAAUGCGAACGUGACUAAAUCUAACAGCAGAAAAGACCAGUUUAAAUACAAUAUCUUGCCACACAGUACUGAGACAUCAAAACCUAUUUUCCUAGGUGAAAAUAAAAUUUUGCUUUAUUCAAAAGACAAACCUGAGUCAGCAAUGCCUAAACAGUCAUCACCAAUGGAAGGAGAUUUAUCGAGUGACCCAUUCACUCAAUCUCUUUUACCACCCGGAGUCCAAAUUGUUCUAUUACCCAGCGGCGAGUUGGCUCUUUCCAUUCAGCCCGGAUUAGAAUUCAGUAGUGAAGAAAUAGCAAAACUGUCGGAUAUACUGAUGUCUGUUCAACAACAACUUACAACAUCCGUAAAAAAUAGUUCCACUACAGGAAAUUCUGAAACCAUAGGACUUGUCACUCAAAUUGCAAAUAAUGAAAUACCUUUACAAACAAAAUCAAAUGAAACCAUUUUAGAAACAAAAUCAAGUGAAACAGAGCACCCUAAAGAGCUUGUCAGUAUUAAUAAUGAUGAUAAUAGCCAAGGCGUUGUUAAUAUCGUUCCUCAUGAUGCUGAAAGUAAUGCUAUUGAUAAAAAUCCUGAUGACAGAGGAAUUAUGCUCGAAACCCAAAGCCUGCAAACUUCAAAUGAUACAGAUUCUCAAAUCAAUAAAAAAUCAAUACUAUCAGAUCUAAUGGAAAUGUCUGGCAUUUCCGAAAAAGACGCCGUUACAGAAGCUAAAGCACUAAAUACCUCUAAGAAAAGUCCAGUGACUCCUGUAAUCUCUUUGGCUCCAGAAAUGGGACUAAACCAAACUGAACUUGGAACCAAUACUCAAAAUAAAAUUUGUCGAAGUCCUACAAUAAGCGCAUCACUAGAAAGUCGUAAAGAGCUAUCAGUAGUUUCUUCUUUCGAUGAACUAAAAAAGUGUCACGAAAAAAGUUGUCAAUUUUAUAAAAUGGAUAUAAAAACAGGAGAAAUAUAUCCCAUAAAUCUUAAAAUUAAGAAAAAACCUUUAGCUCCCAUUAAGGAGAGAAAAGGAAAAACUUUAACAACUAAAGUCCCUAGUGCGUGUAUCGAUUUGACACAGGAUCAAGGCGACGAAGUCGAGAAAGAAACCGAACCAACAGUAGUUGAAAAAGGAAAUGUUAAACCCGUUAAGUUAAUUCGGACAAUUCAUUCAACGGGUUCCAAUCCUACUAGGUCUAUAAUAUUGGAACCGAGACAAACUUCAUUAAGAUCACAAGAACCAAGCCAACUUGUUAAUAUUUUAAGAUCGAAGAGAUCUCUAUUAAAACGUUAUUUAGAUACAGGUAAUGAUUCAAGUAAACCUACAAUACUCGAAGGAGAAAGUGAGAACGGAGGCAGUCGUUCGCCCCAUUCCGACUCCGAAUCCGAUGACGAACCGUUGGCUAAGAAAGCAUUGCGCAAACGUGAUGAUAAUGCAACUAUGGUAUAUUCACCUUUGACAGAACCCAGUGAAAUUAGUGGCCCGAUAGAUAGUAUAGAAAAUUCUUUACAAUGUACGGAGGACGUAAUGGACGAGGAACUUAUGGACCCCGAAUUUAUGGACCCCGACUCUGAAGGCGAAGAUGAAGGCUGCAUUCUAGGGGUGUAAGAAAAUCGUAAAACUUUUAGGAUUGUCUAAAUCAGCCAUUUUCAAAGAGUGCCCGCGGAGCCCUGGGGCCAGGCCUUGUAGUAAACAUAAUUUCUUUUUAUAAAUUACAUCAGACACCAACAUAGACACAAUUCAUUCAA